Molecule: messenger RNA, 1545 nt
Organism: Penicillium taxi
Lineage: Eukaryota; Fungi; Ascomycota; Eurotiomycetes; Eurotiales; Aspergillaceae
Product: gluconeogenesis factor YvcK family protein
Exons: 2
Coding region: 1-1545 (514 amino acids)
Molecular function (GO): LPPG:FO 2-phospho-L-lactate transferase activity
Source: RefSeq, a predicted model, not a curated record
AUGACCGACACGCCAAACAAAGGUAUCGUGGUCGUCUCAGGGGGAAGUGCGGCGAAUAACCUAGUCGACGUGUUCCACUCUAUUCGCGAGAGCAAAAAUUGCCCUCUCAGCUACAUUAUUCCCAUCAGCGACAAUGGUGGUUCAUCAUCAGAAUUGAUUCGCAUAUUUGGAGGUCCUGGAAUCGGCGAUGUUCGAAGUAGGUUGGUUCGCCUGAUUCCUGACUUGCCUGUGAACCCAGAACGUAUGGCUAUCAAAGCCCUUUUCAAUCAUCGGUUGGCUGCUGAAGGGCCGGCUGCAUCGCUGGAGUGGCUUUCCAUUGUUGAUGGCACCUCGACCCUAUGGCGGUCUAUCACGCCGGCCAAAAAGGAACUGAUACGUUCCUUUUUUAAUUCUCUUAACCUGGAGAUUCUCAAACGAGCACGGCCACCCUCAUCUACUUACGACUUUACUUCUGCAAGUGUGGGCAACUUGUUCUUGACAGGUGCGCGAUUGUUCAGUGGUAGUUUUGAAAGCGCUAUUUACUUGCUAGGCAGUAUCUGUGGUGUUCAGUCAGACAUUAUUCGAGUGAUCCCCGCAAUCAACUCUAAUUUCUCUCACCACAUUUCUGCUACUCUCGCUGAUGGGACGGUCAUUGUUGGCCAGAACAGCAUCUCACAUCCGAGCGAGGUAUCAGGGGGUCUGCUUCACGACCACAGACCGGAUUGUGCCAGCUUGCCACUCGCUGAUGGUGAUGACUUUGAAGAUACUGACUCUAGCGUUUCUGAUACGGUAUCUUACGAAGAAGAUCAUCUUCCAGGCUCGCUGGCCACGCUCCGCAACAAGAAUAUAUUAUUUAACAAGGCCAAGAAUGAGGACCUGCCUUGUCGGAUCAGUCGUAUCUGGUAUAUCAACCCGUACGGUGAAGAGAUCCGACCAUCUGCCAACCCGCGUGUACUAGAGGCGCUCGACGACGCACAGGCAAUCAUAUAUAGCAUCGGCUCCCUGUACACGUCCAUCAUUCCAGCAAUCAUUCUCCGUGGAGUGGGGAAAAGCAUAGUGAAGAGUCCAGCCCGCUACAAGAUUCUCAUCUUAAAUGGUUCGCUUGAUCGUGAGACUGGUCCCCCGACGGCGCCAUUCUCGGCAUCUGACUUUGUUGAGGCGAUUGCGAACGCUGGAGAGGAGAGUCGCGGAAGACGUCCGAAAUUUUCACCCCAACACCCCACCGAGCUGCCUUCUUCCCCUGAAACUAUCAGGCCCUUUGAUCCAAUCCCGUAUACUUCCUAUGUGACUCAUAUACUGCAUCUGGAUGGUCCGGGUACACCAUAUGUGGAUCGAGACCGGCUGGCAGAAAUGGGAAUUGGGACUCUUCGCCUUUAUGGACGCAAAAUCACUGUUAUAGAUGAUGAUAAGGAAAUUGUUGUCGGCAUGCAAUAUGAUCCUAAAGCUCUAGUCCAGGCUUUAGAAGUAGUACUAGGGAAGAAGGGCGAUGCAAUUGUACGAGAUGUUGGCAGUGGUCUAGGACGAAGAAAUACACUAGAGCCGACCAAACGAGAAAAGAAACCAUAG